This is a messenger RNA of Paramisgurnus dabryanus, 2106 nucleotides long. It is a transcript of the gene wasf3a, whose product is annotated as WASP family member 3a. Gene Ontology annotation, molecular function: actin binding; Arp2/3 complex binding; protein kinase A regulatory subunit binding. Gene Ontology annotation, cellular component: SCAR complex; cytoskeleton. Gene Ontology annotation, biological process: positive regulation of Arp2/3 complex-mediated actin nucleation; actin cytoskeleton organization. The record is from RefSeq and is a predicted model, not a curated record. Lineage: Eukaryota; Metazoa; Chordata; Actinopteri; Cypriniformes; Cobitidae.
CGAAGUCAUGCCGAUGAUAAAGAGAAACAUUGAACCACAGAACCUGUGUAAAGGAUCUUUACCUGAAAACAUCAGCAAUGAGCUGGAGUGUGUGUCCAACAACACUCUCUCAACUAUAAUACGACAACUCAGCAGUCUCAGUAAACAUGCAGAGGAUGUGUUCAGUGAACUCUUCAAUGAAGCCAACACCUUUUACCUGCGUGCUAAUGGCCUACAGGACCGCAUCAAUCGACUCGCUAUCAAGGUCACUCAACUAGACUCCAGUGUGGAGGAAGUUUCCCUCCAGGACAUUAACAUGUGCAAAGCUUUUAAGAGCUCUACCGUUCAGGACCAACAGGUGGUGACAAAGAGCAGCGUUCCAAAGCCCAUGGCAGAGAUUUAUGAUAGCUGUGAUAGACCCCCACCCCUCAACAUCCUCACUGCCUACAGGGAUGACAACAUUGAUGGACUGAAGUUCUACACCGAUCCCUCAUACUUCUUUGAGUUGUGGAAGGAAAAAAUGCUUCAGGACACAGAGGACAAGAGAAAAGAGAAGCAAAAACAGAGGGAACAGAAGCGUUGUGUCGAUGGGACGCUGCCACGAGAGAUUAAAAAUGUGCGUAAACCUCAUAACCGUAGACAGGAAUGGAUCAUGAUGGGGCAUGAUAAAGAGCUACGUCCGAAUCACCGUCAUCAGCAUCACAGAGUCAAAUCAUCCGAAGGGUCUAUAGAGGGAAGAUCACAUGAUUCACACAACCUUGGCCAUCCAGUUCCAGUAAGUCACGCUGGAUCACGGACUGGUCAUACCGAUCCACGAGUGGAGACUGCGGCGUCCUCCAUCGAGCAUGAGUACCAUAGCAUCGGUGGUGCUGUCGGGGUGUGUACAGGUUCAGCUGUGAAUCCGCUUGAUCAAACACACCCGACUACUCAACAGCACCUGCCUUCUGAACAUGGAGUCAAUGGAAACAUCUCUCUACCUCCAUCAGAUUAUGGUCUGAUGGAGUGUUAUGCCAGUUCAGGGCCACUGUCUCCUCCGGUGGGUCCCAUUAUUCCACCUGCACCUCCUGCAGGUCCAGCUCCACCUCCUCCCAGACCAAUCGCCACAACCGUACGUUAUCCUUUUCCACCUGCCCCUCCUUCUGAAGGUCUAUCACCGCCUCCAGCUCCUCCUGUACCUUCACAUCCAAAUACACUGACCGUGCAACCUCCUAAUGAGGGUCGCAGUGACCUCCUCUCUGCAAUACGAAUGGGUAUCCAGCUGAAAAAGGUCCAGGAACAGCAGAAACAUUGGGCUGAAAGAGAGCCGGUGGGGAACGAUGUGGCCAUGAUUCUGUCUCGUCGCAUUGCCGUGGAUUACAGCGACUCAGAUGGCAACUCGGACCUCGAUGAGCACGAUUGGUCUGACUGACAACACUCACACAACAAAUUUUAUCAUUUAUUUUACCAAUGCAAACUGUGUGUAAUAACAGACAGAAAUCCUUAUUUUUUUUAUAUAAAUGCAUGUUCUCUCACACGUUGGCAAUACAUGUUUGUGCAAUAGAAAGAGGAGUACAGACUAAGUGACCAUCUGUAUGGGCCAAAUGUCCAUGUUGCAGAAAGCUGAUAUUUUAAAUACUGAUCUUUUAAAUGUAGCUCAACUGAUAGAGCAAUUUUAAGUAGGGAUGCGCCGAUACCACUUUUUUGGAAUACGAGUACGAGUACGAGUACUUGCAUUUCAGUACUUGCCGAUACCGAUACUGAGUAAUAAAAAACAUGAUUCAAAUUUACAGGUAACAGCUUUAGUCAUAUAAUUUAACAAAAAAACAAGUGACUAGUUUUCCAGUUUGUUGUAAACUCUGCCUCUUUGGACAACACAAGAGGCAUUAACCCCUUACACGCCACUCAAACAUAGACAUUUCUCAGACCGUGGUAUCGAUCCCUGGUAUCGGGGGACUUUUAACGAGUACGAGUACUUUAGAAAAUGUGGUAUCGAGGCCGAUACCCGAUACCAGUAUCGGUAUCGAUGCAUCCCUAAUUUUAAGCAAUGGUCACAAGUUUGAUUCCCAGGGAACACAAGUAUAUACUGAUAAAAGUGUAUAACUUGUAUGUACUGUCACUCUUUAGCCAAAGUGACAUAAUGCAUAAAUG